AGGGGGUGACAAUUGUGAUGCACAGGAAGUAGGAAGCUAUACAGACAUUGCAUUUGAUACGGAGGAGGUUAGUUGUUCAAACUGAAAAAAAGAGAAACGUUUAAAGUUUAGAAAAUGUAUUAGAAAAGCAUCCUUAAGAUACAUAAUGAGGAAUGAGGAAUGUAAGCGGCUUAAUGGUAUUGUAGUUUAUGUUUUCAAGAGCUGUGAAUAAUUUAUUUGGGUUUUUAAACCAACGUUAUAUUUUAUUAAUUCAAAAGAUUGACCAUAAAUUAAAUGCAGUUUAAGAUAAAACAAAAAAAAAAAGUGAUGUUAGUUGUUUUUGACAUCUCCAACUAAAGCCGCCUGUGGAUUUUGCUUUGCAGUUUUUUCAGAGGCUCAAGUUCAGAAAUGUUUCACUUCAAGUUUGUAAACCACAGCAACUCAUUACUGCAAAAAAUGAACCUACUGCGGGAGCAAGACUGCUUUUGUGAUGUCGCCCUACAGAUUCACAAUUUCACAUUCCAGGGACAUAAAGUUGUCUUGGCUGCCUCAUCUCCCUUUCUGCGGGACCAGUUCUUGCUUAACGAUUCGAGGGAGGUUUCCAUCUCAGUCCUGCAAAGCUCAGAAAUUGGCAGACAGCUGCUGCUCUUUUGCUAUACAGGCAUACUGGAGUUCCCUGUGAAGGAGCUGGUGAACUAUCUGACUGCUGCCAGCGCUCUGCAGAUGGGUCAUGUUGUAGAACGGUGUGCGCAGGCUGUGUCCCAGUACCUUGACCCAACACUUGCGGAUAUAAAAGGGGUGAUGACUUUUAAUGAGGUACAGCCCUGUUCUCCAUCUUCUGACAGGGAUGAAUUUCAAGAAACCAUAGAUGGAUUUGACAUGGACUCACAGGACAGCGCCCAUAUAGUGAAAAAUGCCCCCCCUUCUAUAAUUCCCUCCAAAUGCAAGCGCUUCUUUUCCAAAUCUCUAACCUCAUCCAUUGAAACCUCUGGAAGCAACACGCAGGACUAUUCCACAGACGACUCAGUUGACCAGGAGGUGGUCAGUGGAGACAUUUAUAUGCUCGCUGCCCAAGAAAUCGAAUUCCAGGGCUUAGCCUCGAGUAGCCCUGUGUCUGAAGAGAGUCUGCAACACAACCAGAUCCAGUCUGCUUUGAUCAGCAAGCUGAUGUCGGAGAACUUGAUCAGAGAGCACGACACCAUAUUGCAAAAGCCCUAUUACUGCCGGAAGUGCAGCAAAGUCUUUCAACACCUGGAAAACUACAUCAGCCACGUGAAAGAGCACAAGCUGUACCUGUGCUUGCGCUGUGGCAAGACAUUCUCGCAGAAAAGUAACCUCACCCGGCACAUACGUGUGCACACUGGAAUGAAACCCUUCGAGUGCCCGCUCUGUAAAAAGGCCUUCAGCCAGAAGGCUACACUACAGGACCACGUUAACCUUCACACAGGCAUCAAGCCUCACAAGUGUAACUACUGCGUAGUGCAUUUCGCACAUAAACCAGGACUGAGGAGGCAUCUGAAGGAUGUUCACAGGAAGAGCGGCUUGGAGAACACCUGUGAAAAGGUGGAUGCACUCAUUGUGGACAGCGAUUAGAAGAAACUCAAAGCAGGCACACCUGUUUGCUGUGAAUGCUGGCUGUCACAGAUGUGAGAAGGCACAAACUCAUGGUGUGGUAACUUGUACAGUUUACACAAGUUUGCAGUCCAGUGUGGAAUCAGAUUGUGUAUGUAAAUAUGGAGGGUUUAAAGAGUGAGCAGUGUAAUAGGUAAUUUAAAUUGAUUUCACAUUUCCCUUGCUAUGGUAUGGUGUUUGCCAUCAUUGAGUGGUUGUGUUGCUAAAAUAAUAUGCAUUUACCUGGCUUUGAACUUGCUUUAAUCUUGUUUGAAGAAUACCAAGUGCUGGCACUGAACAGCCUUCAUCAUUACAUUCAUAUCAAGUGGCAAUGACUUGGUUUACAUGCAGUGUAGAAACUCCAGAUUCCCUCUCCAUUGUCAUGAGCAGGGAUCUGCGUUAUUCCGUGAGUAAGAAAUAAAUAAGAGUAAAAUUAAAGGGCUAAAGAAAUAAAUAAGAGUAAAAUUAAAGGGCUAAAAAUGAGUUUCCCAGCCACAUUAUAAGACACACAAACAGUACUAUUGGGUAACCGUUAACACAGGAAGUAUUCAUUCUUGUUACACUACUUGGGUCUCUUUAUGUUGUAUUUUAGUUUAUAACUUUUAAUUAUUCUUGAACUGUAACCUUGUAUUACAGUGUAACAUGUGUAAUUCGCUUUGGAUAAAUGCGUCUGCUAAAUAAAUAAAUACAAUAAAAAUGGUUACACUUUCAAAUUCUAAGCAAGUUACAAGCUUACCAGCGCCAUUAAUCAAUAAAACAAACACACACUUUUUUUUUUACUUCACAUAUUACAAAUAGUUUCCUGUUAUAAAAAUAAAAAAUAAUAAUAUUCACGUUAGGUCAACUCCGAGUUAGUCUUCAUCAUCAGGCUGCUGUUGAUCCACUUGGUACAGAGGAAUAUCGGCUUUUACACACAUUUUGACAAAAUCUGAAACCACAGUUUCACGCUGUUCUUUGGCAGUUGUAAGACGCUGAAAUUCACCCUUGCCAAACUCGUUGACACGAUCUUUAGAGGUGAUUGUUAUUGUUUUCAGCAUCUUUGAACAGCUCUGAAUACUGAAGUAAACUGAACUUGAAUACCGGAAGCAGUUUUAUUAGACCGGUAUGUUUAUAUAAAUUUAAAGCAAAGUUGCCUGUGUUAAUGUUUAUAUAUUAUACUUGUAUUGAUUUAGUUAUUAUCAAACAAACAAAAAAAACCUUGCAUGUUUUUUGACCCUGCCCAAGUGUAAAACUAAAAAAUCUCCAAAAACAUAUAAAAUCUGUGUUAUCAUAGAAAAUCUGCGUUUUUCUGCGUUAUUCGACAGCAAACGGAUUCCUGGGAUCCCUGGACAUGAGACUGACGUAGCAGACACACAUCACACGCAUUCCUCAUGCUAAAGGAAGUGCAUGGAAACAAGUUCAAAAUCUAGUUCAAGUUCACAAGACUUCAGGCAGUGAAGCUGCUGUUUAAAAAACUUCUUGUAAGCCCAGUUUACGAGAAGGCUGCACAAUAUUGGCAGUGCCGCAAGGCCAAAUUGGAACACUGCCAAACACUUAAGUACACCUUCCCGUAUUUUUAUAUCAAUUUGGUCAUUUUAACUUUUGAAGAAUUUCUCUCCCUUAAAGAAAACUGCAUGUAAGCCCAAAUUGCCCGAAAGGUACUACCAAAAUAGAGUGUCAAAAAGGUGAGACUUAUUUUUAUUUUAAACCAAGCCGAUGUAACCUUUGAAGCUACUUACUCUUUGAACAGUGCCUUAACAGCACAGAGCUGUUUCUGGAAUAUACACAUUCCAGUAACAUGGAUGGUCUGAGCCAGAGUAGAGCAGUCAUUAUCAAGCUUUAUAUGACAAGUGGGAUCUGCUAUUCACAUGCAUGGGGGAUUCCAAAGCUUUUUUCUUGUAGUAACAGGACUCAGUACAGUUUCAUUAAGAAAUGUCACAAAGAAAUGGGGCAGCAGUGUGGAGUAGUGGUUAGGGCUCUGGACUCUUGACCGGAGGGUCGUGGGUUCAAUCCCCAGUGGGGGACACUGCUGUUGUACCCUUGAGCAAGGUACUUUACCUAGAUUGCUCCAGUAAAAACCCAACUGUAUAAAUGGGUAAUUGUAUGUAAAAAUAAUGUGAUAUCUGUAUAAUGUGAAAUAAUGUAUAAUGUGAUAUCUUGUAACAAUUGUAAGUCGCCCUGGAUAAGGGCGUCUGCUAAGAAAUAAAUAAUAAAAUAACAAAGGCAUUGACAACAUAGUACUGAUUUGGUUGAAAUCAGACUUUUGAGUGGAAGCUGCAACUCCCUUUAUUAAAGGAAGGACUGGAAAAGGAAAGACCAAAGCACUUGUCAUAUAAUAGCUGUAACUAAAGGAUGACACAAGUGUAUUUGGAAGCAACUGUCUCCCUGGCUAGUAUAAAAGCCUUUAAUUGUAUGAAGACUUAUAUCCUUGUACACUUGGUGCACCCUAGUUAACGUGUCUUAAGUAGAGUUUUAGUCCUGAGACUCUCCAACAGCUGCUUGGUUUGAAACUGCCAAAUAUGAUACAGUACCAAAAAGCAAAAAAAUAAUAACCUGCACAAAAAUGUUUUAAUAUACAAAGCUACUGUGCGUAAUAACAUUGUUAUCAGUGUUGUGAGCGUUCCUAUUUGAUCAUUAUUUUUAGUUAAAACAGGGAUACAUAUUUCUGUAUCUGUAUUAGUACAAGCUGCCUUAGUGCUAAUCACUUUCAUUGUGACAAUUACUGUUUUAUUUUACUGUGUAAGGACUUCGAUAAUUCACAUAUGUUUCUAGUACUACAAAGCUGUAGGUGAAAUAAAAUUUAAACUGCUAUUUCUACCUAAUCCCUUACUUUGCUGUAGGUGUGAUCCUAGGUAGAAUAAUAGUCACAAGUACUGUUACUGGGCAACAAUGCUUUUAUGUAGUCUGUUCAAAGUGAAUAGAUAAUACUAACAAUUGCGUGACUAAAUAAAUCCUUGUAUAAUAAAUGGUGGUGGUUCUUUAACCUUUAAUUUAAUCAAUCAAUCACCUGUGUAAGAGAAGCUUAAGCUUAUGAUUUUGAAAUGUCACAUUUUUCAAUAUUCGUCAGUUUUUGUUUAGUAUAUAGAAUACUACAAAGCGGUAUGCAAUUCAAAAUGUUAACGUAACAGUUCAGCAGGUUUCAUUCUACUUUAUGAAGCACACAGCCCGACUCAAGCCAUCUCGACUCAUCUCAUUUGAGUAUGCACAGAUUUUGCGAUCAGUUGUGCUCAGUUUUGGUUUGACGUCACAAUUGAGUUUUUCCCGACUGGGUGUUGCACACUGCUAAGACUGAAUUACUGACCACGACUAGAUACUGGUGAUUACUAUGUAUGCACAUGUAAUUAUUAUUGCCCUGUACACAUUUUUGUAUUAACUUAGCCCAACAUAGCGACCCUCAUAUUAUGCCUGGCAUCGUAUGCUGAUUAGACGACGGAGACAGCGCUGCGAGGCAACCAAAAGAAGCGCUUAGCCUAUUAAUUAAUUGACCAUUUACACUGUGCAAACGUUUCAGGCAGUGUUUGACUUUUUGCAUAGCUUGUCUACUACACUUUAGCCUGUGGUAAAUAAAAUCCAACCUGUUGAUUUUGUAUUUGACUGGUGUUUUUUUUCUCAGCGUGUGGAUCUACGGGCUUGUGAUUUGUGACCUAUUGGAGAUCGACUCACCGGUUACUUCUGUUUUAGCGCAGUAAGAAAAUAUAGGCUGCCAGUAGAUUGAUAAUAAAAAGGUAAAUUGAUCAUUUACCUUUGAUUAGUAAACACCUAAAAAAAACUAUUCAAAUGUGCACAUAUCUGGUAUUUUUUAAUUCAGGACACUCGAGCAAUUCAAGACUAAUGUAUUUUUACCUGUGGAACUAAAGCUGUCAACAUUCCGCCAUCUUCUAUGACAAGUUACAUGACAAGCUACGUCACGUAAACCUGCUUCAUCCUUGGUUGACACCCUUAUAACUAAUCGGUCUCACUCAGUCUUGGUCGGCAACCACCGCAUACAGACGGACUGAUCACAUCUGAACGAAACUGCGUCUGAAAAAGAUUCAACAUGUUCAAUCUUCAAAU
Molecule: messenger RNA, 5622 nt
Organism: Acipenser ruthenus (sterlet)
Lineage: Eukaryota; Metazoa; Chordata; Actinopteri; Acipenseriformes; Acipenseridae
Product: zinc finger and BTB domain-containing protein 26-like
Exons: 2
Coding region: 388-1572 (394 amino acids)
Biological process (GO): regulation of transcription by RNA polymerase II
Cellular component (GO): nucleus
Molecular function (GO): RNA polymerase II cis-regulatory region sequence-specific DNA binding; DNA-binding transcription factor activity, RNA polymerase II-specific; protein binding
Source: RefSeq, a predicted model, not a curated record